AUGGCCACCGAACGACGCAUCAAGACACUCAAGAUGCGGGUGAAGAGCUUGACAGCAUCGCUCACCCACAUCAAGCUUUUCGUCGAUGAAUUCGACGAGGACACGCAGGCUGAUGAGAUUCCCGUCCGCCUGGAAAGCCUGACCAAGCUGUGGGAAGAUUACAGCACGACACAAAGCGAACUCGAAUCGCUCGACGAGAAUUCUCUGGAGGAUCUCAUCAAAGAACGGACGACGCUGGAAGCGUCCUACUACCGGGUCAAGGGCUUCUUACUAGCCCACAAUAAAUCGCAUGUGAACCAAAGCUCUCCAUCUCCUACUCAAUCAGUGGCGCACUUCCCUAUGUCCGCAUCGCAGGUGCGAUUGCCGGAUGUCAAGCUUCCCAUUUUUGACGGAAAAUUGGAGAACUGGCUCGUCUUCCACGAUUUGUACAUCUCUUUGGUCCACUCGUCUACAAAUCUCUCUAAUAUACAAAAAUUCUAUUAUUUGCGCUCAUCGCUAUCGCUGUCGGCGCUUCAGCUUAUCCAGUCGAUUCCACUAAGUGCCGAUAACUACACCGUGGCUUGGAAUUUGCUUCUAAAGCACUUCCAAAACCCAGCAAGACUGAAGCAAACCUACGUGGAUGCACUCUUCGAUUUUUCGGCGUUAAAACGUGAGUCGGCAGCGGAACUUCACAACUUAGUGGAGCGUUUUGAGGCCAAUGUGAAGGUUCUACACCAGCUUGGGGAGCCAACAGAGCAUUGGGAUAUUUUGCUCGUUCGUAUGUUGAGCACCCGACUCGAUACAACAACCAGGAGGGACUGGGAGGAGCAUUCAUCUUCGAAACGAACCGUCAAGUUCAAGGACUUGAUUGAAUUCAUCCAGCGACGCGUCACCGUGUUACAAUCCAUCCAAACAAAGGUCGUCGAUACUCCGUCCUCUGCUCAAGUCAGAAAGCCAACCUUUCGUUCAGCUUCGAGCCACAGUGCCAAUCAGGUCAGCCCUCGCAAAUGCCUCGUCUGCUCGGAACACCAUCCUCUGUACCUUUGCGGGAACUUCUCAAAAUUAUCAACCGAAGACAAGGAAAAGGAGGUUCGUCGACAUCAGCUCUGCAGGAACUGCUUGCGAAGGGGGCACCAGUCCAAGGAUUGCUCCUCGUCUACAAACUGCCGCAAGUGUCGAGGCCGGCACCAUACAUUACUCUGUUCCAGCGACUCAACGUCCCAGGCUACUUCGAAACAUGUUAGCCCCCCGCAGCAAAAACUCACGUCAGCUUCGCCAGUCACCGAUACUCCGAUCAAUUCUGCCUCUGCUCUUGUGGAGGCUAUUAGUUGUGCGUCCGCCAGCCACCAACAGAAAACCGUUUUGCUGGCUACAGCGAUGAUUAUCCUUGUUGACGACAACGGCGUUGAACACGUUGGGCGCGCCCUUCUCGAUUCAGGAAGUGAGUGCUGUUUUAUCACAGAACGUUUUGCGCAGUGCAUGAAGGUCCAGCGACAGAAAAUCUACCUGCCAAUCAGCGGUAUCGGCCAAUCUUCCACUCAGGCCAAGCAGAAGUUCUCUGCCACCAUACGAUCACGUGUCGGUGAGUACUCCACCGCCGUUGAAAUGCUUGUUCUUCCCAGAGUCACCGUCGACCUACCUGCUACGUCCGUGGACACCUCGUCAUGGAAUUUUCCACCUGGAAUUCAACUGGCGGAUCCAUCGUUCGACAGCACCAAUCCAGUUGACAUCAUUCUUGGCGCAGAAAUCUUUUUCGAACUGUUCCGUGUACCAGGUCGCAUCCAUCUCGGCGAGCAACUUCCAGUGCUGGUGAAUUCCGUUUUUGGAUGGGUCGUCUCAGGGAAGUCAACCGUGACUACGAACAGUACCCCAGUCGUGGCGAACAUCGCUACCGUCGCCGACCUCCAUCAACUAAUGGAAAGGUUUUGGAAAAUCGAGGAAGGCAAUUCACCCACAGCAUACUCCGUCGAAGAGCAAGCCUGCGAGGAACAUUUUUGCCGAACCGUGUCACGCUCUCCAGAAGGAAGAUACAUAGUCCGGUUGCCCUUCAAGGAAAACAUUCUGGACCAACUUAGCGACAAUCGCAGCACUGCUGUUCGUCGGUUUCAUCUCCUACAAACACGCUUGGUUCGUAAUCCCGCGCUGCAUGACCAAUAUAAAGAGUUCAUCGACGAGUACCGCAGCCUUGGACACAUGAAGCGCAUUCACGAAUACGAAGAGUCAACUGGUAAACGUUUUUAUCUCCCGCAUCACGCUGUACUUCGUGAAGACAGCGCCACUACGAAGCUAAGGGUUGUCUUCGAUGCAUCGUGUAAAACUCCGACGGGCCCAUCGUUGAACGACGCUCUCAUGGUGGGACCUACCGUUCAAGAGGACAUCCGAUCGAUCAUCAUGCGAUCCCGGAAGCACCCUGUCAUGUUAGUCGCCGAUGUGAAAAUGAUGUACCGCCAAAUACUCGUCGACCCUCGUGACACUUCAGUCCAGCUCAUUGUAUGGAAGCCCUCUCCGGAACACCCUCUGGAGACUCACGAACUUCAAACCGUAACUUACGGGACCGCAAGUGCGCCGUUCCUGGCUACGCGGGUGCUGAUGCAGCUUGCUGAAGAUGAAGGCUCCAAUUAUCCACUAGCCAAACCUGUGUUGAAAAAGGAUUUCUACGUGGACGACCUGUUUUCUGGUGGAAAAGAUGCAUCUGAAGCAAUUGAACUCCGAAAUCAGCUAGAAGCACUCCUAGCGAAGGGUGGAUUUCAACUCCGCAAAUGGGCAUCGAACGACGAAACGGUGCUCAACGAGAUUCCCCCUGAAAACCGCGCUCUGAAAAACUCUGUUGAACUGGAUCGAGACCAGGUCAUCAAAACGCUAGGACUCCAUUGGGAACCUGCGACGGAUUGCCUCCGCUACAAAAUCGAAUCACCUUCAAAUGCAAUCAAUCAUCCACUUACAAAAAGAAUCGCCCUCUCUCUUAUUGCUCGACUCUACGACCCACUUGGACUGGUAGGACCAGUGGUGACCACUGCCAAGGUGUUCAUGCAGAACCUGUGGACCUUAAAGGACGAUGACGGGACACCAUGGAGUUGGGAUAGGGUUCUACCGAUGGAGUAUCAGACACGAUGGACUAGCUACCAAAAGCUGCUACCAAACCUAAACAAUCUUCGCAUUAAUCGAUGCAUCCUCCUACCUGAACCGGAAACCAUACAGAUUCACAUCUUUGCCGACGCUUCGCAGCUUGCCUACGGUGCCUGUGCCUAUGUUAGGUCCACCAAUCCUGGUGGAUUAGUAAAGGUCGCCCUGUUGUCCUCCAAAUCACGUGUAGCACCCCUUAAGCGCCUUAGCAUACCACGUCUCGAGCUGUGCGGUGCAUUACUGGCUGCUGAACUGUACGAGAAAAUCAAAUCGUCGCUGCAACUCGACGCAAAAUGCUACUUCUGGCUAGAUAGCACUGUCGUCCUUUGCUGGCUCAACGCCUCACCUGCUACCUGGAACACUUUUGUAGCAAAUCGAACAUCCAAGAUUCAACUUGCAACACCUAACUGCUCGUGGCAUCACAUUUCCGGUCUGGAGAACCCUGCGGAUUGCCUUUCCCGUGGACUGGCUGCGGACACCAUCGUCGAUUUCAACCUCUGGUGGCACGGACCCCAAUGGCUACAACAGCAUCAAAACCAAUGGCCAAUGGCCCGUGAGGAUACUGAGCAACCUUUGGAGGCAAUGGAGGAAGCACGUCGGUCGUCAAUAGCAGCAACACCGUCUACACCUGAACCGCAAUUCAUUGACCAAAUCGUCGAAAGAUUCUCAAAUGUCCAGCGUCUCAUCCGGGUGAUCGCCUAUUGCCUCCGUUUUCUCCACCACUGCCGAUCAGCACCAAACAACCGAGCCAAAUCAUUCCUUCUCCAUGUUAGUGAGCUAAUCGAAGCAGAGCACAACAUCAUUCGUUUGGUUCAACAACAAGCCUUCAGCGAAGAAUGGAAACAGCUGAAGAAAAAUCAACCAGUGUCGUCGAAAUCCCGCUUGAAGUGGUUUCACCCGUUUGUUUCGUCUGAGAACCUUCUUCGAAUCGGUGGCAGACUAGGAAGUGCCAUGCAACCGUACGAUGCCAAGCACCAAAUUCUUCUUCCAAGAUCACACCGAUUUUCUCUCCUCCUGGUCUACAACUACCACGAACGGCAUCUUCACGCAGCACCCCAGCUUCUGCUAAGCCUACUUCGACAACGGUACUGGGUCAUAGGGGCCAGAAGUUUGGCCAAAGUCGUGGUCCACAACUGCAUUACCUGCGUCAGAGCACGCCCACGAAUGCUGGAACAGUUCAUGGCGGAACUACCAGCAUCACGAACCAACCUGAGUCGACCAUUUUCAAUAACAGGAGUAGACUACUGGGGACCUGUACAUCUGAAACCUGUACAUCGCCGUGCAGCACCAGGAAAAGCCUAUGUCGCUGUUUUUGUAUGCUUUUGUACUAAAGCUGUGCAUUUAGAGUUGGUCCCAGAUCUGAGCACAGCCAAGUUCAUACAAUCCUUCCGUCGUUUUGUGGCUCGCCGAGGAUUAUGCACCGAACUACACAGUGAUAAUGGGAGAAACUUUGUGGGAGCCGCUAACGAGCUAAAACAAUUGGUGAACAGCAAGGAGUACCGUAACGCCGUAGCCCAGGAAUGCAACGAGCAUAAAAUUCGCUGGAAAUUCAACCCUCCGAAAGCGUCAAACUUCGGCGGUCUCUGGGAGGCUGCUAUCUAUUCUGCCCAAAAGCACUUCAUACGAGUCCUCGGCAAAAACACUCUUUCCUUCGAUGAUAUGCAAACUCUUCUUUGCCAAAUAGAAUCCUGCCUGAAUUCACGCCCGCUCGUUGCACUGACUGACGACCCUUCGGACUACGAAACGUUGACACCAGGGCACUUUUUGAUUGGAUCGGCGUUGAAAUCAGUUCCUGAUGCCGACUACACAGAAAUUGCCUGCAACCGACUCUCCAGAUGGCAUCACGUGCAAAAAAUGUACCAGCAACUUUGGAAAAGGUGGCACUUGGAAUACCUGUCCACACUGCAACCACGAUCCAAAUGGCUCUCACCUCCCAUUGAAAUAAAGGAGAACCAGCUUGUAAUUAUACGCGAUGAAAAUUGCCCUCCGAUGCAUUGGCCAACAGCGAGAAUACAUCAAACUCAUCCUGGAGCGGACGGCAUCGUGAGGGUGGUAACACUCCAAACACCAUCUGGUCGGUUCCUUCGCCCGGUAAACAAACUAUGUCUCCUACCAACCUCAUCAUCGUUUGACCAACACGAGCAAGCUGAACUCCAAACGCAAGUGUCCGAAUAA
Messenger RNA from Aedes albopictus (Asian tiger mosquito), 5277 nucleotides. RefSeq lists its product as uncharacterized. Gene Ontology annotation, molecular function: zinc ion binding; nucleic acid binding. Gene Ontology annotation, biological process: DNA integration. The record is from RefSeq and is a predicted model, not a curated record. Bases 1 to 5277 code for a protein of 1758 amino acids. The transcript has a single exon. NCBI's taxonomy places the organism in Eukaryota, Metazoa, Arthropoda, Insecta, Diptera, Culicidae.